This is a messenger RNA of Drosophila persimilis, 1923 nucleotides long. RefSeq lists its product as uncharacterized. Gene Ontology annotation, molecular function: peptidase inhibitor activity; protein binding. Bases 1 to 1737 code for a protein of 578 amino acids. Gene Ontology annotation, biological process: neuron differentiation. Gene Ontology annotation, cellular component: extracellular region; cell surface. Lineage: Eukaryota; Metazoa; Arthropoda; Insecta; Diptera; Drosophilidae. The transcript has 7 exons. The record is from RefSeq and is a predicted model, not a curated record.
AUGAUUGUUCCGCUUUGGGGUGUUUUGUUACUCUCAAGCUCACUUCCUUCUCUUUCCCUAAGGGCUCGGACGCAAAGCGUUUUUUCUGGAACUACCGAUGCACUUCAGCAGAACCACAAUACGAUGACAUUGCAAUCGUCGGAGCAGCAUAGGGGCAUCAUCACCAUGGAAGUGCACUCCCUGAAGGCGGCCCUGCUGGCUCUUCUGUUGCUGCUGCUCCUGCUGGGGCAUUGCUCCCCCUCGGCCACCGCGAGCCACCAGGUGCAGCGCCAGCGAGCGCCUUGGCUGCGCGACAGCAUCGACAUUAAGGACAAGAUCAUAGAGCUGCAGUGUCUGGCGCGAUGUGGGAGCACCACCAGCACACGGGCGGAGCGGGAGCGGUGCCUGGACCAGUGCAUCCUGGAGCUGCUGCGGGCACCGCGCGCCGGCAGCUGUCCCACCCUGGGCAGGCAGACACGGCCGCGACUAUCCUGCCUGGACAACUGUGUCUACGAUCACGACUGUGCCGAUGUGCAGAAGUGCUGUGUGUCCGCCUGCGGGCCGGUGUGCGUGGAUCCCGUGGGGGUGCGGAAUGACACGGAACUGCCGCCGAUACCCAGGAUCCAGUACUUCAAGAUGUCGCGCGGCCACAAGGUGGAGCUGCGCAUCGAGUCGUCGCUGCUGGUCUACUACUUCCACGUGGAGGUGCGCUCCCACAUCGGCCGCUUCUUUGCGCCCCGCAAGCUCGGCCUCUGGCAGUGGCAGAAGGUGGAGAAGAUAAUGGAGACGAACAGCGGGCGGAGCAAACUCACGGAUGUCUUCUUCAACAUGCGCCCGGGUCGCUGGUACCAGGUGCGGGUGGCGGCAGUUAAUGCGUUUGGCUUCCGCGGCUACUCCCAGCCCACGCGCCCCUUCUCCUCGACUGGCAAUCCGAAGCCCCCCAAAGCCCCCAACGAUUCGAAGAUUAUAUCUAAGCAGUACGAUGGACGCUUCAUGAACGCCAAGCUGGUGUGGUGCCCCUCCAAGUCGAAUCUGCCCGUGGAAAAGUACAAGAUCAUUUGGUCGCUCUAUGUGAACAGUGCAGAGGCAUCGAUGAUCACCCAGGACACAUAUGUGAAGGAUUCGCACCAGUUCGAGAUCAGGAAACUGUUGCCCAACUCCUCGUACUACAUACAGGUGCAGGCCAUUUCCUACAGCGGCUCCCGUCGACUGAAAUCCGACAAGAAGUCGUUGCUGUUCAACACCACGCUGCAGUCCCUCGAGCCCUAUGCUCCACUGCAGUGCUCCUCGCACAGCUUUAAGCGCAAGUAUCAUCACAUCACCAGCUCCAGCGUGAGCUCCACCACCAGCACCAGCACGGAGAGAACUUCCACGCCGGUCAACAUCAAUGAAGUUGCACCCGUCGUGAAUCGGACCAGCGCCGCUGCCACCUCGCAUGAUGUGCGUUUCCGGCUGAACCGGAAAUUCGGCAUGAUUGUGCAGAUUUUGGGAUUCCAGCCACACAAGGAGAAGGUCUAUGAACUGUGUCCCCAGGAAACCAACUGCGAACAGCGCGAGUUCAGUGCGAUUCGAGCAAAAAAAGAUUCUCUGGAGUUCAGCAAGCUCAAAUACAACACCACGUACGUGCUGAAGGCCCUGCGAUCAAGUCCAAACUCUGUGCUGGAUGAAACGAGGAAUGUAUUCACCUUCACAACGCCCAAGUGUGAGAAUUUCCGCAAGAGUUUUCCCAAGCUGGUGAUCAAGUGCGGCGGCGAGUAAGCAACGCCUCAGCCAGAGUAAGCGAUGGAGAGAGUUCAGACGCACCCCCCCAGACCAUGAGAUUAUACUAGAUUGUAAAUAAUUGUAUGUAAAACUUAACUUUUUACUUAUUGUUAGACCUAAGCACACCACAUACAAACUGAACAAAGAUCCCUCUCUCGAUCUCUAUGUGAAGAGGUCCUUGAA